CGUCAGGGGAUUAUCCGUGUCGGAGUAGGUUGAUUACGGCGACGCAGAGCUGGUGAGAGCGGGGCAACGAGGAGAACCGUGUAUUUAAAAACCGCCUCAGGCAGACGCAGCAUUUACGAGCCUGCAGUUUUGCUUUUAUUUGCGGACUCCCAUCAUCCCUCCCUCCCGCUCUCCCUCCCUCCUCGCCCCCCCUGACCGAGGGUGACUCUGUCGGGUCCAGAAUGACAUGGUGGAGAGGACAGCAAGCACCGGUUUAACCUGAGCAAGUGGACACUACUUCUUCUUCUUCUUCUGUUCACCCCAGCAAACAUGCUCUGACUUUAAUUUUAUUUCAUUUUAAUCGCGUUGGACUGCUGCUGCCACUCGGACUCGUUAUCAUUCACCUCUAAAGUAACUAAGGGAGCUGCUGCAGCAAUAACAGGAGCUCAGGGGUUUUCCUCCAUUCUCCAUCAUUUUUGCCUGGUCUUGUGUUGGAAGUUGAGGAGAAGAAGAAGAAGAAGAAGGAGAAGAUGGGACUACCUGCCCUGGAGUUCAGUGACUGCUACCUGGACAGUCCACAGUUCAGAGAGAGGCUCAAGUCCCACGAACUGGAGCUGGACAAGACCAACAAGUUCAUCAAGGAGCUGAUUAAAGAUGGAAAAGCUCUCAUCCAGGCUUUAAAAGGUUUGUCGACGGCGAAGAGGAAGUUUGCCGACUCCCUCAACGAGUUUAAAUUCCAGUGUAUCGGAGAUGCGGAGACAGAUGAUGAGAUAUGCAUAGCCAAGUCUCUUCAGGAGUUUGCUGCAGUCCUGCAGAACCUGGAGGAUGAGAGGACACGGAUGAUAGAGAAUGCCAACGAUGUUCUGAUCAUGCCUUUGGAGCGGUUCAGGAAAGAACAGAUCAGCGCUGCCAAGGAAGCCAAGAAAAAGUAUGACAAAGAGACAGAGAAGUACUGCGCGGUGCUGGAGAAACAUCUUAGCCUUUCAGCCAAGAAGAAAGAGUCCCAUCUACAUGAAGCGGACAACCAGGUCGACAACGUACGGCAGCAUUUCUACGAGGUUUCGCUGGAGUAUGUCUUCAAGGUGCAGGAAGUCCAGGAGAGGAAGAUGUUUGACUUUGUGGAGCCUCUGCUGGCGUUCCUCCAAGGCCUGUUCACUUACUAUCACCAUGGCUAUGAGCUGGCAAAGGACUUCAAUCACUUCAAGACUGAUCUAACCAUCAGCAUACAGAAUACGAGGAACCGCUUCGAGAGCACGCGGUCGGAGGUCGAGAUUCUGAUGAGGAAGAUGAAGGAGAAUCCACAUGAUCACAAGAGCGUCAGCCAGCACACCAUGGAGGGAUACCUGUUUGUGCAGGAGAAGCGCUCAUUUGUCUCGACCUGGGUGAAGUACUACUGCAGAUAUCACCGUGAGCCCAAGAGGGUGACCAUGGUUCUGUUUGACCCCAAAUCAGGAGGCAAAACGGGAGACGAGGAGAGUUUCACGCUCAAGUCCUGCACCAGGAGGAAGACGGAGUCGAUCGAAAAGAGGUUCUGUUUCGAUGUCGAGGCUGUGGACAGGCCGGGAGUGAUCACCAUGCAGGCUCUGUCGGAGGAAGACCGCAGGUUGUGGAUGGAAGCCAGGGACGGGAGAGAACCGGUGUACAAUCUAAACAGAGACAACCAGACUGAAGGCAUGGCUCAGCUGGAUGUCACCGGGUUUAACGUAAUGAAAAAAUUCAUCUACGCCGUGGAGACUCGAGGUAUCAACGAGCAGGGAUUGUACAGAAUCGUUGGUGUCAACUCCAGAGUACAGAAACUACUGAGCUUGACUAUGGAUCCGAAGACAUAUGCUGAUGUGGAGCUGGAAAACCCAGAGUGGGAGAUCAAGACCAUCACAAGUUCUAUCAAACAUUAUCUCAGGAUGCUGCCUGCACCUCUCAUGACUUACCAGUACCAGAGGAGCUUCAUCAAAGCUGCCA
This is a messenger RNA of Solea senegalensis (Senegalese sole), 1938 nucleotides long. Its product is annotated as rho GTPase-activating protein 26-like. Gene Ontology annotation, biological process: signal transduction. Lineage: Eukaryota; Metazoa; Chordata; Actinopteri; Pleuronectiformes; Soleidae. The record is from RefSeq and is a predicted model, not a curated record. The transcript has 17 exons. The annotation marks the transcript as partial. Gene Ontology annotation, molecular function: protein binding; GTPase activator activity. Gene Ontology annotation, cellular component: cytoplasm.